Messenger RNA from Exophiala xenobiotica, 2907 nucleotides. RefSeq lists its product as uncharacterized. Bases 1 to 2907 code for a protein of 968 amino acids. The transcript has 3 exons. The record is from RefSeq and is a predicted model, not a curated record. NCBI's taxonomy places the organism in Eukaryota, Fungi, Ascomycota, Eurotiomycetes, Chaetothyriales, Herpotrichiellaceae.
AUGCAAAAGAUCCAGGCCUUCCAUAGCACACUGCCAGUCUUCUUUUUGGGAUUCAAGAGCUUUCAAAAGCCCUUCCUCGCCAGCUUUACAUUCUUCCAAAGUUGCUGGCUAAGGCAGCCUUCCUUGACAAUGGCGAGCAGCCAGACAGCAGCACUUGGUCCUGGGCCGGCAAAUCAUGAAUCAAAGUCAGGCAACACCCCAGUCCUCAGUGUUGCUGGUCAGGCAACGGACUCCAACGCUGACCUGCUGCCGAUAUCCAGUAUGGCAACUCCAACAGACGUCUCAGAUCAAGCACGUCCAGCAACUCCGUCCUCCAGAUCAGCAGCAGCCCGGCCAAGCGCACUCCAAAGCAGCAAAUCCGUCCUGUACCGUUCAGGUGACUUCCGAAACAGCUCAAUCCCAGAGCUACGUGACCUGAAAGCAGACAUGAUGUGUAACUGGUUGCACCAGCAACAGCUCGAGCGGAUGUGGUCGACUAAUGGAAUCGAAGAGGGCGUCAUGCUCAAAAAGGCAAAAGACGACUAUAAAUGCGCACCAGAAGAUCUGCGGACGCGGCGCGAUGGGGUCUUCGAUGCGGUACAGAGACUGAAUGUCAAGUGUGCCAUGACCGUGAACACACGCAUCAUCAAACUCUUUCUCCAAGACGAAACGCUCACUUAUGUUCCCCUAGAAUCCGGCCUACGAUUGCAAAUCCUGCCCACUAUCUCUCAUCUACCUGAAUGCCAGAAGCAUCAUUUUGCAGCCUUCAUUCAAGAUUAUCAGAUCCUGGUGGUCUGGGACGACGAUCCAAAUCAUGUCCUCAAGCGAGUACAAAGCAUUGAGGACCAGCUCAUCAGCAUGGUCUGGAAAGAAGAGAUGAAUGACGACGAGUCUGCUGCGCCGGUGGGAAGUGCCAUUCCAAGUACGACCAAUUUGAACACCGGAGACUCGUCCGCGGACCUCGAGAAAACUGUGGUCAUCCCCACUCGACGGAUUGUGCUGAUCCAGCCAGUGCUCACCGCCCUCACUCUGAUCCUGCUCGUCGCGGCCAUUGGGAGCGGCUGGCGGCAGAUCGCCCUCGAGAUCAAAGUCGACAAAAACUGGAUGCGUCUCGCCUUUCUCCUGGUCGUGCCUCUGCAAUGCUGGCUGGCUCUUUUCUUCAUGCAAUCUGUCGCCGGGAGCAUUGCCCAAAUCAUCGGUCCCAUCAGUCAGAUGAACGCGAACACCAAGUUCUACUCCGGCCAGCAACCGCCUCGGUUACCUAGUACUGCCACGCUUCCGCACGUCACGAUCCAAUGCCCCGUGUACAAGGAAGGGUUGUGGUCAGUUAUCGACCCUACCAUCAAGUCCAUCAAGACUGCAAUCUCCACCUACGAAAUGCAAGGCGGCACCGCCAACAUCUUCGUCAACGACGAUGGCAUGCAAUUGAUUCCAGCCGAACAGGCGCAGGAGAGACGCGAAUACUACGAUGAGCACAACAUUGGCUGGGUCUCUCGACCGAAACACAAACCCAAACCUGUGGAAGGCGAGAAGCCAUUCAUUCGAGCCGGCAAGUUCAAGAAAGCAUCGAACAUGAACUACGCCCUCAACGUUAGCGCCCGCGUUGAAGAUAGGCUCGCACCGAUCGAUCGCAACGAAGCCUGGACGGCCGAGAAUGAGCGCGAAGCCUACGACACGGCGUUGGCGGAAGUUAUCCUCGAGGAUGAAGGCCGCACGCAGGCCGAAGGAAACGUCCGUAUUGGUGAUUACAUCCUCCUGAUCGACUCGGACACGCGAGUACCCGUGGACUGCUUCCUCGAUGCGGUCAGUGAGAUGGAGCAGUCUCCUGAAGUGGCCAUCAUCCAGUUCGCGUCUGGUGUCAUGAACGUCACGGACAACUGGUUCGAAAAGGGAAUAACCUUCUUCACGAACCUCGUCUACACUGCUAUCCAGUACGCUGUUUCGAAUGGAGAUGUCGCGCCGUUCGUCGGACAUAACGCCUUUCUGCGCUGGAAGGCCGUGCAGGAUGUCGCUUACAUCGAAAAGGAUGUCAACGACGGCGCGACCAAGGAGAAAUACUGGUCUGAGGCCACCGUUUCCGAGGACUUCGAUAUGGCAUUGCGGCUACAGACGAAUGGGUAUAUUCUGCGCCUAGCGGCGUAUGCCGGUCAAGGUUUCAAAGAAGGCGUCUCGUUGACGGUGUACGACGAGCUUGCGCGUUGGGAGAAAUAUGCCUAUGGCUGCUCCGAGUUGAUCUUCCAUCCCUUCGCGCAGUGGUUUACCAAGGGUCCAUUUACGCCUCUCUUUCGCGGAUUCAUCGUCAGCAACAUGCCUCUGCCUUCGAAAUUGACAAUUAUGGCGUAUGUGGGGACGUAUUAUGCCAUCGGCUCUGCUUGGAUCCUUACAUUGUUCAAUUACUGCGUCGUCGGUUGGUUCAAUGGACAUCUGGAUCACUAUUACAUUGACAGUUUCAAGAUCUACUUCGCCAUCGUCCUGGUAUUUACGGCGCUGGGCAAUGUUGCCCUUGCAGUGAUGAGAUAUCGAAUUGAAGAGCGAAGUCUGGCGUCGGCAUUGUUGGAGAACCUCCGCUGGAUUCCGCUGUUGACAGUGUUUCUGGGUGGCAUUUCGUUGCAUGUCUCACAGGCGAUUUUGAGCCAUUUGUUCGGUGUGGACAUGACUUGGGGUGCUACGAGCAAGGAAGCGACUGACACAAGUUUCUUCAAGGAGGUGCCUGUGAUAUUGCGGAAGUUCAGGCUGACGUUUGCGUUUUGUGCGGUUCUGAGCCUGGGAAUGAUUGUUGUUGCGGGAGUUGGACCGCUGGGCGCAUUGGUGCCGUAUGACUGGCAGAUCUCGUUCUUGACGGCGAUCUGGCCUUUGGCAACAGUUGUUGGUUCGCAUGCAUUGUUGCCGCUCGUGCUGAAUCCUGGUUUGAUGCAAUUCACGUUUUGA